AUGCCCAAGGGCAGCUCUGACGACGACGACGACAGAUCCGACGACGAGGACGAGCGCGAGGGCGAGGGCAGCGACGACGACAGCGACAGCUCCUCCGCCGAGACGGACGAGCGGUGUGGCGAGCUGCUCGCGCAGCUGCAGCAGGGCUCGCUGACGUACGGCGCGGCGCUCGAGCUCAUCGGGCUGCUCAAGGCGAGAGCGGACCUCCCGGGAGUGCGCCAGGCCCGCGAGGCGCUCGCGGCGGCCUACCCGCUCCCGGAGGCGGUCUGGCUCGAGUGGAUCGAGGACGAGGCGCGGCUGGCGGCGGGCGACGAGGUGGACGAGGUGAUCGAGCUGGCGGGGCGCGCGGUGCGGGACGGCCUGUACGUGGGCGUGUGGCUGCGGCUCGUCAGGCUCGUGGCGGAGCGGCACGCGCCGGGCCUCGUGAGCGCGCUCGACGCCGCGGCGGAGGGCGCGCUCGGCGGCGGAGGCGCGGCGGGCGGCGCCGGCGAGCCGGGCGAGCCGGGCGCGGGCGCGGCGCCCGAGGCGGGGCUGCGCGAGGUGCGCGCCGCCCUGGAGCGGGCCCUCACGGCGGCCAGCCUGCACCUGGCGGAGGGCGACCGCCUGUGGAGCGCGUACGAGGCGGUGGAGGGUGCGGCGCUGCGCUGCGCCGAGCGCGAGGGCGGCGCCGCGGCGGCGGAGCAGCGCGCGCGAGUGCGAGCGCUGUGGCGGCGGCGGCUGUCGGUGCCGCUCGUCGGGAUGGAGGGCGCGAUGGAGCGGUACCGCGCCUUCGAGGCGGCGGCGGCCCUCGCGGCGGGCGAGCCGGCCGCGGCGGCGGAGCGGGAGGUUGCGACUGCCGAGCGCGCGUACUCGGUCGCAUGGAAGGCGGCGGGCGCGCGGAGGCAGCACGAGAGCAAGGUCGCGGCGGCGCGCGCGGCGCGCGGCGCGGUGGACCCGUGGGGCGGCGGCAGCGAGUGGGAGGCGUGGAGCGCGUACCUCGCCGCCGAGGCCGAGGGCGGCGACCCGUGGCGGACGAGGGCGUUGUUCGAGCGGAUGCUGAGCCCGGACGAGUCUGCGUGGCGGCGGGCGGAGGAGGCGGCGGCGGCGGGGGAGGGGGGCGGCGGGGCCCUCCCUCCGUGCGCGAGGGCGGCUCUCUGGCGGCGCUACCUCCACUUCCUCGUCGCCAGCCUACCCUCGCCCUCGCUGCGGGUCGAGGCGACCGCGCGAGGCGCGACCGCGCGAGGUGUGCGCUGCUGCGCCGCCGACGCGCACCUGUGGGUGGCGAGGCUGCGCGCGCUGGAGGAGGCGGCGGCGCCGGCGGAGGAGGUGCGGGCGGCCUUCGAGGCGGCCCUCGGCGCGCCGCUCGCCCCGCCGCCCGCCGACCCCGCCGACCCCGCCGACAAGAGCCCGCCUCCGAGCGGCGGCCACGCGUGUGACCACCUCUGGCUCCUCCACUCCUACUCGCACUUCCAGCGCCGCCGCCUCGCCGCCGCCGCCGCCGCCGACCCCGCCGCCGCCGUCGCCGCCGCCGGCUCGGUGCGCGAGGCGCGCGACGCCGUCCUCGCGUAUGAAGAGGCGUACCUGCCCAGGCUCGAGCCUGCGGGCGAGCUGCUCCGCUUCUGGGCGGACGCCGAGGAGGAGCGCGGCGAGGCGGCGCAGGCGCGCGAGCUGAUGGAGCGCGCCCUCGCCCGCUUCGGCGCCGACUCGGCCCUCUGGCUCCACCUCGCCGCGAUUGAGCGCCGCCUCGAGGAGCGGGCCGCCGCCGAGGGCGGCGCCGCCGGCAGCGCCGCGCCGGGCGGCGACGCGCCGUACGAGCGGUGCCGCAAGGUGUUUCGGCGCGCCGUGACGGUGGUGCACUCGCCAGAGCACGCGGCGGCGCUGCACGCGGCCUGGCUCUCCCUCGAGGCCACACGCGGCACGCUGAGCACGCUGCGCGCCGCCGAGGAGCGCGUCGCCGCCCACCGCGCGCAGCUCGGCCGCCGGGGCGAGAAGGAGGCGGAGGCGGCCGAGGAGGCGGCCGAGGCGGCCGCCGCGGCGAGGGCGGCGCGCGAGCAGAAGCGCACCGCCGCGCGCAAGGAGAAGCGCGCCGCCACGAAGGCGGCGCGCGGCCCGGGUGACGACUCCUCGCAGCCGGCGGCUCCCGGCGCGCUGGACGCCGCCGCCGCCGCGCCACUGGCGGGCAAGCGGAGCGCUGGCGCGGCGGGGCUGGCGCAGCAGGGAGGCGCGCAGCCCGCGUCGUCGGGCGGGGCCGCGGCCGGCCAGAGCAAGAAGCCGCGCGCUGCGCUCGUGCCGCGCGCCGCCGGGCGGGGGGGCGCGGGCGGCGGCGCGCUCAUCCCGCGCGCCGCGCGUCCCGGCGGUCCGCCACGUGGCCGGUCGGCGAGGCCCGGGCUUGGCCAGGCGGCUGUUGCGCCGGCGGCGGAGAGCGCGCCGGCGGGGCCGGACCCGAUGCUCUCGAACGACGCCUUCAGAGACUUGAUGCUGAAGAAGGAGGAGCCCGAGGGAUGA
Emiliania huxleyi CCMP1516 is the source of this 2484-nucleotide messenger RNA. RefSeq lists its product as hypothetical. The transcript has 2 exons. The record is from RefSeq and is a predicted model, not a curated record. Gene Ontology annotation, molecular function: protein binding. Lineage: Eukaryota; Haptophyta; Isochrysidales; Noelaerhabdaceae. Gene Ontology annotation, biological process: RNA processing. Bases 1 to 2484 code for a protein of 827 amino acids.